UCUAGUGAAUGUCUAUUUGUAUAUAAGUGUAAUAAAAAGAAUAACAAAAACUGUAGAAGAAUCGAAGACGCGGGAAAUUACUGGAAAAAUUGAAUAGAUUAAAUUCGAAUAUAAAUUGACGAACGACAAAAACACUUUGAGUCUACAUGACCGAAUUUGCGGUUACUUCAAAUAUUUCAUAAUCACUUUGAGAUAUCUUUUCCAUAACUUAUUUACGUACGUGCGUGCGCGUUCAUACGAAUUAAAAAGAAAGUAAAAAACGAAAAAUGGCACGAUCGCUUACACGAGGAAGAAGCCGAAGAUAUGUAGUGAUCGCGAAUUAUGCAACCUUUACUAUUACGGCAAUAUUCGUUUUAAUUUCUGCGUGUGCGAAAAGCGCUCAAGUAAGUUUUCACACUUUUUCGUCAUUGCCGUCAUCGCUCGAUUCACCUUUAAAUGGGGAAGCAGAAUCAUCGCGAACAUCAUCAGAGCAACAGCAAUUUGCUGCGUUAGCCAUGCCCGAAAAUGCCUUAACUAACCAUAAUGGCGAUGAAAACAUAUUAUCAUCCACAAAAGAAUAUUAUUCCGCAUUACAAAACACACAAACUCAAAACGUUCGCGAAUCACAAGAACUGCGACAAGAUCAUCAUAAUCAUCAUCGCAAUCAUCAAAGUCAACAAUAUCAUCGGCAAGGUAAUCGAACUGGUCAGCAACGAAGUCAACAUCAUCGGAAAAAUUUGGAUUCCGAUUUGUGGCUGCAUCGUUAUUAUCAUCACAAUCACCACCACAAUAAUAAUAACAUUCCGCAAUUGGAAGAUAUCGUUAACAUUAAUCCGAUUCAAGGUACAAUUGUAUCCGCUCAAGUACCCAAACAUAAGUAUCGUAGCAAGUAUACAAUCGAAGAAUUAUUAAAUACAAAAUUUGAACGAAAAAUAUCUGAUGACAUCGACAUGGAUCCUUGUAAAGCUGGCGGUUUUAUGGGUGAUAUAGCAUUGCCCGAAACUACUUAUGAUGAUUACCCAAUAGUCGCACAUACUACAAUUGGGAAGGUUUUGGAUACAACGCCAUCUAGAGAAGCAAUCAUAAAAUUCAAUGACACAUUUCAAAAGGAAAUGGAAAUUUUAAAGCAAGAAGUUUAUCACGAGGGCUUGCAAGUGGAAGAGGAGGGCUUAACGGACAUCAUUCGAAGGAAGACUAAACUGCCCAGCAUAAAGCCUGAAUUAAAUACGGACUUUUUCUCUAAUGCCAAUGAAUUGGUAAAACCUUUUCAUCAUCAAUCGCGAGAAAAUUACAAUUAUAGGGAUAAAAAUCAUAAAAAUGAUGUAAUUAGUUUUGAAAAUUAUUCGAAUCAAAUUAAAAGAAAUCCUUCGGCAGUCAUUGAAGAACAUACCGCGACGGCCAAAGAAGAUGAUCGGCCAAUCGAUAAAGAAGCUUUAAAGAAAAUAUUUCACGCGCCUGAAAAGAAGUUUACAUUUGCAACGGAAACCACUUACAUCUAUCCUGGGGAGAAAGUGAAUAAAUCGCCUGUCGGUUUAAGUAAUCGCAAUGUCGAUCAACGUAAAAUACAAUCCAACACGAAGGACAUUGAAUUAGAUACAAAUAAUAAUUUUGUAUCGGAACGUAAAUUUGUCAUUUUACCAACGGCAUCGCCUACUCAAAGAACCACAUUACCGAACGUGUAUUCGAAUGCGGGUGGUAACGGUAUGAAAAUGGAUGAUAUUCAAGAAUUUAAGGGCAGUAGCACCAUAGUUCGAAGAAAGCACAGACGCAGACGUAAAAGUAGGCAUAGUUAUGAUACCAAUAAUAAUAAAUCGGAUUAUAAUGAAAAGUUGCAAAAGUUGAAAGAUGAAUUGAAUCCUCUUCCAAUACGAAGGCAUCCGUCAUCCGAUCAUCAACAGCGAGCGGCGAAAGAGAAUAAUCAUCAAAUCGUCGUCGACGUUCAAAGUAAUGAAGUCUUUGUUAAGCAUUUAUUGCAUGUCGAUAAUCAGUCAGAGCCUCUGAUUGCAUUUCCCAGCCGGGAUAAUGAUGAAUUUAGUUUCAUUAACGAGCGUCGUCGUUCGAUACGUGCUGUAACAGCCAAGAAGGAACGUAUUUGGGAUUACGGCGUAAUCCCAUACGAAAUUGAUGGCAAUUUUAGCGGACUACAUAAGGCUUUGUUUAAGCAAGCGAUGCGCCAUUGGGAAAAUUUUACUUGCAUUAAAUUUGUAGAAAGAGAUACUGAGUUACAUCCAAAUUACAUUGUCUUUACAAUACGAGGAUGCGGUUGUUGCUCAUUCGUUGGUAAACGUGGAAAUGGACCACAAGCCAUCUCAAUUGGUCGUAAUUGUGAUAAAUUUGGAAUUGUUGUUCACGAAUUAGGUCACGUAGUUGGCUUUUGGCAUGAACAUACUCGUCCUGAUCGCGAAAAACAUGUAAUCAUUGAUCAUAUUAAUAUAAUGAAGGGUCAGGAUUACAAUUUUAAUAAAUUGACUCCAGAUGAAGUCGACUCAUUAGGCAUGGCAUACGAUUACGAUUCGAUAAUGCAUUAUGCGCGCAAUACAUUCUCGAAAGGCACUUACUUGGACACUAUUUUGCCAAUCGAAAUCAAGGGCAAAAAACGUCCGGAAAUCGGUCAACGCUUGCGCUUAAGUAUGGGCGAUAUAGCACAAGCCAAUCUCUUGUAUAAAUGUCCGAAAUGUGGUCGAACCUUUCAAGAAAAUACCGGCCUCUUUGCCAGCCCCUCGUAUUAUACGGGUGGUGCGUUAACCAACGAGACCGAACAUUGCGAAUGGCGCAUUACAGCAACUCAUGGUGAACGAGUAAUUCUAAGAAUAGAAAAUUUGAAUAUUUUUAAAUCGGAACAUUGCCAAAGUGAUUAUUUAGAAAUCCGCGAUGGAUAUUAUCAUAAGUCGCCAUUAAUUGCCCGCUUUUGCGGCAAAGUUUCCAAUGAAGCAUUAACAACGGACACAAGUAGAAUGCUAUUGACUUACGUAAAUGCUCAUCGCACCAAUGGAUUUCGAGGAUUUAAAGCCGAAUUUGAGGUUAUAUGUGGUGGCGAAAUAACGAUAGACGAAAACGAAGGCCGUCUAGAAUCACCGAAUUAUCCGUUGGACUAUUUGCCUAAUAAAGAAUGCGUAUGGAAGAUUACAGCGCCCAAAGGAUAUCAGGUUGCGCUAAAAUUCCAAUCGUUCGAAGUUGAAAAUCAUGAUAGUUGCGUUUAUGAUUUUGUAGAGGUGCGAGAUGGUCCCACGCAGGAUUCACCAUUAAUCGGAGUGUUUUGCGGUUACAAACCACCACCUAAUAUGAAAUCGACUGGUGACGUUAUGUAUAUGAAGUUUGUCUCCGACACGUCCGUACAGAAACCGGGUUUCUCGGCGACAUUUAUGAAAGAAGUUGACGAAUGCGAAACGAAGAAUCAUGGUUGCGAACACGAAUGCAUUAAUACAUUGGGUGGUUAUGAGUGCAAUUGCCGCAUAGGUUUCGAAUUGCACAGUGAUAAAAAACACUGUGAAGAUGCGUGUGGCGGUGUAAUUGAGUAUCCCAAUGGUACAAUAACUUCACCCUCAUUUCCCGAUAAAUAUCCUCUGUUGAAGGACUGCAUUUGGGAGAUAAUCGCUCCCCCAAAACAUAAAAUAUCAUUGAAUUUCACGCAUUUCGACUUGGAAGGAGCCGCCCAUCAUCAAAGUGAUUGUGGUUACGAUAAGGUAACCAUAUAUUCGAAACUGAGUGAAAAUCGAUUAAAACGAAUUGGAACAUAUUGUGGCAGUUCAACGCCACCGGCCGCUACAUCAGAAGGUAAUGCUCUUCGCAUUGAAUUCCAUUCGGACAAAUCGAUACAAAGCACCGGAUUUGCGGCAGUAUUCUUCACCGAUGUGGACGAGUGUUCCGUAAAUAAUGGCGGUUGUCAGCAUGAGUGCCGUAAUACGAUAGGCUCUUACAUAUGCUCUUGCCACAAUGGUUAUUCGUUACAUGAAAACGGUCACGAUUGCAAGGAGGGCGAAUGCAAACAUGAAAUCUCUGCUCCAUUCGGCACGAUAUAUAGUCCUAACUAUCCCGAUUCGUAUCCUCCGAACGCUGAUUGCGUUUGGCAUUUUUUAACAACACCUGGCCACCGCAUUAAGCUUAUAUUCAAUGAAUUUAAAUUGGAAUCGCAUCAGGAGUGCGCUUAUGACAAUGUGGCUAUAUAUGAUGGUGAUUCGGAAAGCAGUUCGAUUUUAGGACGUUUUUGCGGCGAUAAAAUACCUUACCCGAUAUCCUCUUCAACAAAUCAACUUUACAUGGUUUUAAAAACUGAUAAAAAUAAGCAGCACAAUGGUUUCACGGCGGUUCAUUCUACUUCCUGUGGAGGUUAUUUGCGCGCCACCAGCCAAAUACAACAAUUCUAUUCGCAUGCACGCUACGGUAAUCAAAAUUAUGACAUAAAUAUGGAUUGCGAAUGGCUGAUUCAAGCACCAGUCAGCAGUAAUGUACAAUUAAUAUUUCUAACUUUCGAUUUGGAAACAAGUGAAAACUGCACGUACGAUUAUGUGCAAGUUUUUUCCGGUAUGGAAGACACAAGUGGUCCCAUGUACGGACAAUAUUGCACUAACACCUUACCUCAAGAUAUCAUUUCGAUAACAGACUCGUUGCUCGUGCGCUUUAAAACAGAUGGUUCGAUAACGAUGAAGGGCUUUUCAGCUUCAUAUGUUUCUGUAGAUCCAUUUGAAAUUAGUGAAGAAGAUCCUACAUCAUAUAGUUCCGAAAUGGUUACACCCUUUCCAGGUUCACUGAAAUCCAUUUAUAAAGAAGAAACGGAUCAUGAUACGGAUGACUACAAUGACUUUAACGAAAAUCAUUUAAUCGUGAACAAUCCAUUUUAUAUGAAUUUAAAGAGAUACAGAAGAGAGAACUGAAAAAUUUUCACGGAAAUAAUUCGCAACAAAGAGAGAUAACAGAAAGAAUAAGGAAGCAACUUACAUUGAUGACAAUAAAUAAUAACUUGUUUACACGUUUGCGUAUGUAAAUAUUUAUAUCUUCAUAAAAAAUGUAGAAAAAUUUCCAAACCUUUAUAUAUACUCUGUAUUUACAACAUAUCACUGCUUAAAAUCAAUUAAAAAAUAGAAAA
Glossina fuscipes is the source of this 5062-nucleotide messenger RNA. RefSeq names its product dorsal-ventral patterning protein tolloid (gene tok). Gene Ontology annotation, molecular function: calcium ion binding; metalloendopeptidase activity; zinc ion binding. Gene Ontology annotation, biological process: proteolysis. NCBI's taxonomy places the organism in Eukaryota, Metazoa, Arthropoda, Insecta, Diptera, Glossinidae. The transcript is spliced from 13 exons. The record is from RefSeq and is a predicted model, not a curated record. Bases 267 to 4850 code for a protein of 1527 amino acids.